AUGACCACCACCGCAUCCAAUUUCGGCCCUCUAACCACAAUCUUCACUCCACCAUCAUGGUGUUCCACCGAGCGAUGGAUCGCGCACAACUCAUCUAAAGGCGGCACCCUCCUACGCUGGGGCGCAACAUGCGACUCGGGGACCAUUGGCUUUGCAUCCGAGUGCUACCCAUCCGGCUGGACAGGCUCCAACGCCAGCGCCCUGAGCUACAAGGGUUUCUCGCCGGGCCUCGCGUGUCCGAGUGGAUUCACCGGCGCUGCUUCUGCAAGUCACAUCGAGCAGUCCAACCAUUUCGUUUUGUCGGAGUAUAUUACCGAUUUGGCGCAGCAUGAUCUUGCUACUGCAUGUUGUCCGAUAAACUACGACUACAACGGCCACUUCUGCGUCAGCCACACCCUAUCCUUCGCCUCAGCCCACCCCUUCAUCUCAACCUCAGACUCAAAAUGCAUCCAAACAACCAGCUUCAAAUACUUCCAAUCAAUCGGCACAUCAGCCUCACAAGGCCAAGCAACUUUCCAAGCCUACCCGGUCAUAAUCGUGCAAGAUUCCCGCUCCUCGACAUCGCUUCCGCAAGCAACGGACUCAGCUGGCAGCGCAUCCGCCUCCUCGAGCACUGCACUAUCCACCGGCGCGAAAAUCGCUAUUGGUGUCUGUAUUCCUGUGGGUAUUAUUAUUCUUGCGGCGCUGGUUUUCAUUUGGUGGCAUCGGCGGAGGGUGAGGGCAAGGUCGGCCGAGACGGUUGCAGGGCGGAAUCUGGACGCGGAGACGAAGGAUGGUCAUGGGAAUGGUCAUGAUGUGUAUGCUGGGAAGCCGGAAUUGGAUGGUAGUGCGCGGGGUACGGUGCCGCCGGCGGAAUUACCUGCGUUGCAGAGUAAUGUUUUGACUGAGAUGCCGAGUCAGAAGAGUCCGGAUACGCCGCAGGCUGAGCUUCCGGGGGAUUUUGGGGUUGUGCAGGGGGACGGUGAGCAUGGUUCUGGUAAAAGUCACAGCGGGAUUAAACGCGGGGAUGGGGAUGGGGAUGGGAUGCACAGUCCGGUUCAGGAUAGGUAG
This is a messenger RNA of Penicillium manginii, 1050 nucleotides long. RefSeq lists its product as uncharacterized. The record is from RefSeq and is a predicted model, not a curated record. Bases 1 to 1050 code for a protein of 349 amino acids. Lineage: Eukaryota; Fungi; Ascomycota; Eurotiomycetes; Eurotiales; Aspergillaceae. The transcript has 2 exons.